AAUUGGUCUGAAAAAACACACCCCGUCCCCGAUAAUCUCCUCCGCGUCAUCGUAUCUUAAUACCUUCAUCUCCGACUCCUUCGUCCGACCGAGUUUUUCCACCUCCGUUUAGUCUUCUCAGAGUUGUUAGGGCUUCGCUCUCUCCUCUGCUUUCCUCUCGCCAGUACCUCAAUAUCUUCUCCCAGUUCUUUUAAAGCUGGACCGACGCCCUAAGCGUUGCCUCAUAUAUUAAACAUUUCCGACUGAGCUAGAUUUUCGCCUUUCCGGCGGCCAUGACGGUCUACGAAAACUGGGAGCGUCUUGUGCGGGCGACCCUGCAGAGGGAGCAGCUUAGGACUGCUGGCCAGAGGCCCGGCCAAUCCGCAUCGGGGCUCGCUGGGGCCGUACCUCCGUCUCUUGGCAGGACUACCAACAUCGACGCAAUCCUACAAGCUGCAGAUGAAAUUGAGGAUGAGGAUCCCAAUGUUGCGAGGAUCCUUUGUGAGCAAGCAUAUAGUAUGGCGCAAAAUUUGGAUCCAAACAGUGAGGGCAGGGGUGUACUUCAGUUCAAGACUGGAUUGAUGUCAGUCAUUAAGCAAAAGCUUGCAAAGAAAGAUGGCUAUGCAUUUAAUCGUCAACAUGACAUUGAUUACUUGUGGAAAUUUUACCUAAAUUAUAAAGGGAGAUAUCACAUUGAAGAUAUCCAUGAGGAGCAGCAAAAGCUGAGGGAAUCCAGAGUCUUUAGUGGAGAAAUGGAAGCAAGAGUUCUGGAAUUGAGAAGGGUUCAUAGCACACUGAGGGCAUUGAUUGAUGUCUUAGAGUUGCUUGUGGGAGCCUCAGCUACUGAUGGAACUAGUAGACUUAUUAUGGAGGAGGUUAAAAGGAUAAAGAAAUCUGAUGCCACACUUGGAGGAGACCUUACACCGUACAACAUUGUCCCUCUUGAUUCUCCCUCUGUGACCAAUGCCAUUGGUUUUUUCUCAGAAGUAAAAGCUGCAAUAUCUGCAAUUGGAUAUUCCUCAGAUUUACCAAGGAUUCGCGUGGAUAUGUUUGAUCUCUUGGAGUUUGUUUUUGGAUUUCAGAGGGACAACAUUCGCAACGAACGUGAAAAUGUAGUUCUUAUCUUAGCUAAUGCUCAGUCUCGUCUAGGAUUGCCAGCUGAUGUAGAACCUAAAAUGGAUGAAAAGGCCAUCAAUGAAGUUUUUCAAAAGGUAUUGGACAAUUACAUCAAAUGGUGUAGAUACAUUGGCGUACGGAUUGCUUGGAAUAGCUUUGAAGCAAUUAAUAAAAGCCGAAAAAUUAUAUUAAUCUCUUUGUACUUUCUUAUAUGGGGUGAAGCUGCCAAUGUUCGUUUUAUUCCCGAAUGCCUUUGCUACAUUUUUCACCAUAUGGCGAAAGAUUUGGAUGCAAUACUAGACCAACCUGAAGCUGUUCAAGCAAAAUGCUGUACCAGUAGUGAUGGUUAUGUUUCAUACCUGAACGAAAUUAUCACUCCAAUAUACAAAACUUUGGAUGCUGAGGCUAAAAGAAACAAUAAUGGAAAGGCCGCUCACUCAGCAUGGAGGAACUAUGAUGAUUUUAAUGAAUAUUUUUGGUCGCCAUCUUGCUUUCAUCUGGGUUGGCCAAUGAAUAAGGAUUCUUCAUUUCUGUUGAAACCAAGCAAACGGAAGAGGACAGGAAAGAGCAGCUUUGUUGAGCAUCGAACAUUUUUGCACCUGUAUCGCAGUUUUCACAGGCUAUGGAUUUUUCUUUUUUUAAUGUUUCAGGGUUUGACAAUUAUUGCAUUUCAUAAGGGAUCCAUUAACUUGAAUACUUUUAAGAUAGUGCUUAGUGUUGGACCAGCCUUUUUUAUGUUGAACUUUAUAGAGUGUUUUUUGGAUGCUUUUCUGAUGUAUGGUGCUUACAGAAGCGCUAGAGGCUUUGCACUAUCAAGGGUUUUUAUUAGGCUUACUUCUUUUGGUGCCAUUUCUGCAUUUGUAAUGUACCUGUACUUGAAGCUACUAGAUGAAAGAAACAGUAAAAGCUCAGAUUCAACAUACUUUCGGAUUUACCUUCUCGUUCUGGGUGUUUAUGCAGCUAUCCGUGUGGCAUUUUCUCUAAUAGUCAAAAUUCCAGCUUGUCAUAGGAUAUCAAAUGUGUCAGAUCGAUGGCCAUUUUUUCAGUUCUUCAAGUGGAUUUACCAGGAGCGAUACUUUGUUGGCCGUGGUCUUUAUGAAAGGACAAGUGAUUAUGCCAGAUAUGUGGCCUUUUGGUUGGCGAUAUUUGCUUGCAAAUUUACUUUUGCAUACUAUCUCCAGAUUCACCCCCUUGUGGAACCAACUAAGAUAAUUGUAGAUCUGCAAGGGCUAAGGUACUCUUGGCAUGAUCUCGUCUCAAAAGGAAAUAAAAACGCUUUAACUAUCCUCAGUCUUUGGGCGCCUGUUUUUGCAAUCUACCUGAUGGAUAUCCAUAUAUGGUAUACCCUUAUGUCAGCCCUCGUUGGUGGCCUGAUGGGUGCACGGGCUAGAUUAGGGGAGAUUCGCUCAAUUGAAAUGCUUCAGAAGAGAUUCGAGAGUUUUCCAGAGGCUUUUGUUAAAAACCUCGUUCCUAUUCCUGACCAAGCAAGGAGGAUGCCUCUGCCUAGGGAAUAUGGACAGGAACAUCAGGAUCUUAAUAAGGCGAAUGCGGCUACAUUUUCUCCAUUUUGGAAUGAGAUCAUAAAAAGCCUUCGAGAAGAAGAUUAUAUCAAUAAUAGGGAAAUGGAUUUGCUUUCUAUGCCAAGCAAUUCAGGAAGUUUAAGAUUAGUUCAGUGGCCAUUGUUUCUUUUGAGUAGCAAGAUCCCAUAUGCCAUUGAAUUGGCUGGGGGGUGUGAAGAUACACAAGCUGAUCUAUGGAACCGGAUAUCUAGGGACGAGUACAUGGCUUAUGCAGUCCAGGAAUGCUACUAUAAUGCUAAGAACAUUCUGCAAUCUAUAGUUGAUGGUGGAGAGGGAAGACUUUGGGUUGAACGGUUAUUUCGUGAGAUUAACAAUAGUAUAUCAGAGGGCUCUCUUGUGGUUACUGUGUUACUUAAGAAGCUGCAGCUUGUAGCAUCCAGGCUUAACGCUUUGACAGGUCUCCUAACACGGAAUGAAACUCCUGAGCUGGCUCGUGGUGCUGCAAAAGCUGUAGUUGAUCUAUAUGAAGUUGUCACUCGUGAUUUCUUGACACCAAACCUUAGCGAGUUUUUUGAUACAUGGAAUAUUUUAGCAAAAGCAAGGCAUGAGGGAAGGCUUUUCUCUAGAAUACUGUGGCCCACUAAUCCAGAACUUAAGGAGCAGAUUAAACGCUUACAUCUACUUUUAACUGUUAAAGAUACUGCGGCCAAUAUUCCGAAAAAUCUAGAAGCGAGAAGAAGGCUUGAAUUCUUUACGAAUUCUUUAUUCAUGAAAAUUCCUCCAGCGAAGUCUGUUUCUGAGAUGAUGCCUUUUAGUGUUUUCACUCCAUACUAUAGUGAGACUGUGCUGUACAGUUUGUCUGAUCUGAGAGUAGAAAAUGAGGAUGGAAUUUCUAUUCUUUUCUAUCUUCAGAAAAUUUUUCCAGAUGAAUGGGAGAAUUUUCUCGAACGGAUUGGCCGUGGUGAAUCAACUGCUGAGUCUCUACAAGAUAGCUCAAGCGAUACAUUAGAACUGCGGUUUUGGGCCUCUUAUCGGGGCCAGACAUUGGCAAGAACAGUACGUGGUAUGAUGUACUAUAGAAGAGCUCUUAUGCUCCAAAGCUACAUAGAGAGAAGAAGUUAUGCGGGGCUCGAAGAGGGAUAUUCUGGAGCUGAUUUUAUUAAUACCCAAGGAUUUGAAUUUUCUUCUGAAUCGCGUGCCCAAGCUGACAUAAAAUUUACUUAUGUUGUCUCAUGUCAAAUUUAUGGGCAGCAGAAACAGAAGAAAGCACCAGAGGCAGCAGAUAUCGCUCUACUUAUGCAAAGAAAUGAAGCACUCCGAGUUGCUUUCAUUCAUGUUGAGGACAUUUCAUCAUCUGAUGUUAUAGUUAAGGAAUACUAUUCAAAGCUCGUAAAGGCUGAUGUCCAUGGAAGGGAUCAGGAAAUAUAUUCCAUUAGACUUCCUGGAGAUCCCAAGCUUGGAGAAGGGAAGCCUGAAAAUCAAAAUCAUGCCAUAAUUUUUACCCGUGGUGAUGCUGUCCAAACUAUUGAUAUGAAUCAGGACAACUAUCUCGAGGAAGCUAUGAAAAUGAGGAAUCUGCUUGAAGAAUUCAGGGGCGAUUAUGGUAUUCGGGCUCCUACAAUUCUUGGCUUGAGGGAGCAUGUUUUCACUGGAAGUGUGUCCUCGCUGGCAUUGUUCAUGUCAAAUCAAGAAACGAGCUUUGUUACUUUGGGUCAACGAGUUCUUGCAUAUCCUUUGAAGGUCCGUAUGCAUUAUGGGCAUCCUGAUGUUUUUGAUAGAUUGUUUCACAUAACCAGAGGGGGAAUAAGCAAGGCAUCUCGGGUAAUUAAUAUCAGCGAAGACAUUUAUGCAGGGUUCAACUCUACCUUGCGGCAGGGAAAUAUUACGCACCACGAGUAUAUUCAGGUUGGGAAAGGUAGGGAUGUUGGGUUGAAUCAAAUUGCGUUGUUUGAGGGAAAAGUGGCUGGUGGAAAUGGAGAGCAAGUUUUAAGUAGGGACGUCUACCGUAUUGGGCAGCUUUUUGAUUUCUUUAGAAUGCUGUCUUUCUUCUUUACCACCGUGGGUUACUACGUAUGCACCAUGAUGACUGUUCUAACUGUUUAUAUUUUCCUGUACGGAAGAGUAUACCUUGCACUCUCUGGGCUUGAUUCAGCCAUCUCGUUCAAAGCUAAGAUUUCGGGAAACACUGCACUGGAUGCUGCUUUAAAUGCUCAGUUCUUGGUACAAAUUGGUGUUUUCACUGCUGUCCCAAUGAUAAUGGGAUUCAUUUUGGAACUGGGAUUACUCAAGGCUUUAUUUAGUUUUGUUAUCAUGCAACUGCAGCUGUGUGCAGUUUUCUUUACAUUUUCGCUUGGAACCAGAACACAUUAUUUUGGCCGAACAAUCCUUCAUGGAGGUGCCAAAUAUAGAGCAACUGGAAGAGGUUUUGUUGUCCGCCACAUCAAAUUUGCUGAGAAUUAUAGGCUUUAUUCAAGAAGCCAUUUUGUCAAGGCACUUGAGGUUGCUCUGCUUCUCAUUGUUUACAUAGCAUAUGGUUACACAGAGAAUGGUGCAUCGUCAUUUAUAAUUCUCACUAUCAGCAGUUGGUUCCUUGUUAUUUCAUGGCUUUUUGCCCCCUAUCUCUUUAAUCCCUCCGGCUUUGAGUGGCAGAAGACUGUUGAGGAUUUUGAUGAUUGGACUAGCUGGCUUCUUUACAAAGGCGGAGUUGGUGUGAAAGGGGAGCACAGUUGGGAAUCUUGGUGGGAUGAGGAACAGAUGCAUAUACAAACAUUGAGAGGACGUAUCCUGGAGACAAUUUUGAGCCUUAGAUUUUUUAUAUUUCAGUAUGGAAUUGUUUACAAGCUAAAUCUCACGGGAAAUGAUACUUCCCUUGCAAUAUACGGCUAUUCUUGGGUUGUGCUCCUUAUCUUUAUUAUGAUAUUCAAGGUUUUUACCUUUAGUCCAAGAAAAUCUUCCAAUCUCCAGCUUCUGUUGAGGUUUAUACAAGGCGUAACUUCAAUUGGAAUUGUUGUCGCAAUUGUGUUAUUCGUGGCAUUGACGGACUUAUCUGUCGCCGAUCUUUUUGCAAGCAUACUCGCAUUCGUACCAACCGGUUGGGCAAUCUUAUGCAUUGCAAUCACAUGGAAAUGGCUGGUGAGAAGCUUGGGCUUGUGGGACUCUGUGCGAGAGGUCGCUCGGAUGUAUGAUGCUGGGAUGGGGAUGCUGAUUUUUGCUCCUGUGGCAUUCCUCUCAUGGUUCCCCUUCAUCUCCACCUUCCAAUCCCGCCUCCUUUUCAACCAAGCUUUCAGCCGAGGCCUGGAGAUCUCUCUCAUUCUUGCUGGAAACAAAGCUAAUGUUCAAGCCUAAUUUUUCCAUUUUGCACCCUCUUUUUCCUGUUUUGCCGGCAUUUUGUCGCCCCAUCUGUAGCUGAUUGAAGGGAGACUUGUCUAAACUCAUUUUGUAUAGAUUUGUAAUCCAAAUUUUCUAAACCAGUGGUUCUGUUUUAUAUUAUU
This is a messenger RNA of Phalaenopsis equestris, 6106 nucleotides long. RefSeq names its product callose synthase 10-like. NCBI's taxonomy places the organism in Eukaryota, Viridiplantae, Streptophyta, Magnoliopsida, Asparagales, Orchidaceae. The record is from RefSeq and is a predicted model, not a curated record. Gene Ontology annotation, molecular function: 1,3-beta-D-glucan synthase activity. Gene Ontology annotation, cellular component: 1,3-beta-D-glucan synthase complex; plasma membrane. Gene Ontology annotation, biological process: (1->3)-beta-D-glucan biosynthetic process.